UUUUUGUAGACUGUACGAUUUGUUAUUUGAAUAUUACUUUACUUGGGUUAUAUUAUAACUCUGUUAAUACACUAAAUAUGACUGAACGAGUAAAUUUGGACGUACCCCGUUGGGAUCAAACUCAAUAUUGGGGCCGAGUUAAGUACUUUUUUACCACUACCAAUCCAUUAAAUAUUUUUAAGUCGAAUUUUGAAUUAGAGAGGUGUAAAGAGAUCGUCAACAAUUAUAAAAAAGGUGAUAGUACACCCGAUGGCUUAACAUUAGAAGACAUUUACAAAGCUAAGGAUGUAGUUGACUCAGCAUAUCAUCCUGAGACAGGAGAGAAAAUGAUUAUUUUUGGGAGGAUGUCAGCUCAAGUGCCUAUGAAUAUGCUAAUAACUGGUUGUAUGGUCACAUUUUACAAAACCACACCAGCAGUUAUUUUUUGGCAAUGGUUCAAUCAAUCGUUUAAUGCUUUAGUUAACUACACCAAUCGGAGUGGUACCGCACCUAUGCCUCUUGAUCAAGUAGCUAAGUCUUAUGUAUUAGCUACAAGUGGCGCUUUAGUUACAGCACUCGGUUUAAACAAAUUGGUUAAAAGAUUACCAACUGUUGCUGGCCGUUUUGUACCAUUUGCAGCUGUUGCUGCAGCCAAUUUUAUAAACAUACCUCUUAUGAGAAUUAAAGAGCUGGAUAAUGGAAUUGAAGUGUACGAUGAAAAUAAAAAUCUUCUAGGCGAAUCCAAAUUAGCGGCUAGGCAAGGUAUUACAGCUGUGGUGUUGAGUCGCGUUUUAAUGUCCGCUCCAGGAAUGGUAAUAUCACCAGUAAUAAUGGAAGCAAUAGAACAGAAAGGGCUGUUAAGAAAUAUGAAAUGGGCUCCAGCACCCUUACAAAUUGCGUUAUGUGGAAUCUUUUUGACUUUUGCAACACCGAUGUGCUGUGCAUUAUAUCCACAAGUAUCACCAAUAUCAAUUGACAAACUUGAACCUGAAUUACAGAAAUCAGCAGAAAAGUUCAACUCAAAAAUUGGAUAUUACAAUAAAGGUCUCUAAUAUUCAUUGGUAUAUAUUUAUAUUUUAUACAGGUUAAAAUUAUUGUUAUGAUUAUUGU
This is a messenger RNA of Melanaphis sacchari, 1089 nucleotides long. It is a transcript of the gene Sfxn1-3, whose product is annotated as sideroflexin-1. Bases 78 to 1031 code for a protein of 317 amino acids. Gene Ontology annotation, biological process: monoatomic ion transport; serine import into mitochondrion. Lineage: Eukaryota; Metazoa; Arthropoda; Insecta; Hemiptera; Aphididae. Gene Ontology annotation, molecular function: monoatomic ion transmembrane transporter activity. The transcript has 8 exons. Gene Ontology annotation, cellular component: mitochondrial inner membrane. The record is from RefSeq and is a predicted model, not a curated record.